AUGCGGCACUCUGGGAUUCCUACAAACACCCAUCAGGAGGGGUGCGCCGCCCGCCACUCGGACACGGCCGGGCACCCGACUUUUCAGAUAAGAGCAUUCAGUACGGGCUUGAGAAACCAUGUGAUGGUCAUGGAUUUCGUGAAGAGUAACUGGUUCCCCGCCCAGAGAAGAGCCCAAGUCUGCAUCAUCCAGAUGUACCAAGGCCUGGAGACGGCCGAGCGGGCGGCCAGCAGAUAUGAGAUCCACAGUCGGCUCUUCUCGUCCCCCAAAGAUCAUUCCGCUUGGGAAAGAAAUGAAGGUCUUUCACACGCAGGAUUACGGGACAACCGGUACACUACAAAUGAUCGAAUCACCCUUAAACAUCUUCAGUCUGAUGUUACAGAGAAGAAAUCUGACUUCACCGAGGAGACUCUGGCAUCGCAAAACACAAAAAUGAUUUCAUCCAUAGUCAUUUCACAGCUGAUUGAUGAGAAUAAAUCAAAGGCAACCCGGGCUGCGCUGCAGGUGCCCUACGCUCCCACCCCGCGCGCGCAGCCACAGGCCUCCGUGGGCCUCCCUCCCGGGGAGCCCGGGCCCCCAAGGGGCUUCGCGUCCAUCACCAUCACGGCCCGGCGCGUGGGCCCCCCAGCCGGCAGCCUGGCGUGGGAGGCCCAGGGCGCUCUGCUCGCGGAACCCUGUGCACCCGCCGCACCCCGUGGGCACCAGGGACCGUGCACCUGCGCGGAGCUCUCCAGAACCUGCUCUGUGAUGCGCCUGAAGGUGCCUGAGACGCAGCCCCGGCUGUGCGAGGCCCACAGGUACUGGGUCACCAACCUGGAGGACGCCCCGGAGGACGCCUUUCCUCCCAGUGCCCCACAGGCGGGGAAGGGGCCGCUGGUGUUCAGCUCCUGCGUGCACCUCAGGGUGUCCCAGCAGUGCCCGAGCUCUGGCGGCUACCUAGACGGGGUCCUCCCCGGCCCGGCUCAGCAGCCUCAACAUGCAGGCCCCAAAAUGCACAGGUCGGUCCUGUCGCUCCACCUGAGCUGCAGUUCCCACAGAUUGACGCCAGAUGGAGCAGAUGGCCCAGCUAACGGGGUGCCCCUCUGCAGCGCCUUGAAGCAGGAGCUCACCCAGGGGAGCCCGGACCUGCCAGGCCGCCGCUGGAACCCAGGUUUGCAAGACAGUUUCUUGAAGGAAAACCAAGCGUUGGAGCAGGUGCAUCUGGGGCCCUCCGCCUGUCCUUGCAGUGGCUCACGUCGGGUGGAAGAUCGAGCAUUCUCGGACGUGGGAGUUAACCAGGUCACUGUAAGCAAAGGGAGAGAGGACUACCCAGCCUGUGGCCCGGGGCGCGGUGCCAGCCAGCUGGCCAUUCACAUUCCCGGCUGGAGUUACACGGCAGUAGAGACAAAGGUAUUUUCUGGAAGCAGCAAGAAGCAACUGAGAGAAGCACGUGUGACUUUGUCUGCUCCCCCAGUGGAACACAAGCUGGUUAAAGAUUUCCUUCCCGAUGAGUAUAGCUCUCCAAGCAACUGCUGUCAGUCUAGCAACUUCUCUGAGCCUUCAGAGAGUCAACAGCAAAGCCUCCUGAAAUCCAGAAUCCCUUUAUCCGGGUUUCUUUGCCCCUUACAAGAUUUAUGCACACCUCCACAGGAAGACCGUGGUGUUCAGAUAGAAAGAGAGUUCCCCAAAGGGGAUUACAAGUGCUGUGACUUGGUUGUGAAAAUAAAAGAAUGCAGGAAGAGUGAGGAGCCCGAGCCAGCACCCCCCGAACCGGCACCCCCCAAACCAGCGCCCCCUGAGCCACCAGAGACCCCUGACCUGUCUGAAGACCAUUCUGAGGGUCAGCGAACACCUGUAGGUUCCUUGACCCUGCAGGAAGCACUGGAAACCCGUAAACCCCAGUUCAUUUCUCGCUCCCAAGAGCGGCUGAAGAAGCUAGAACAUAUGGUACAGCAGAGAAAAGCGCAGCGGAAGGAGAACCUGGGGCAGAAGCAGACCCUCUUUCCCGUCCGCGCCAACAAGAAGCAGUUCACGGUUCCCCACCCCCUUAGUGAUAACUUGUUCAAACCCAAAGAAAGGUACAUUUCAGAGAAGGAGAUGCACAUGCGAUCUAAAAGAAUCUAUAAUAACUUGCCGGAAGUUAAAAAGAAAAAAGAGGAACAAAAGAAGAGAGUGAUCUUACAGAGUAACCGACUCCGCGCUGAGGUCUUCAAAAAGCAAUUACUGGACCAGCUCCUUCAAAGGAACGCGGUCUAACCACAGGCUGCCCUGCUGACCCGCUACCUGGCCCUGGGAUGACUUCAAACACUGGAUCAAGCAUUAAACUUAGCAUUAUCUUCAUCAUAUGAAACACUUUUUUUUUUUUUUUUUUUUUUUACCCAUAAGGGAAAACAUAGCUUCCUGAAUUGCUUACCCAAACCGCACAGAAACAGUAACCCUUGAGGGAGCGGGUCGGCAGGCCAUCAAGGGGUGACCCACGUGAUGUGAACCGGUAGGAACAGGCUCCUCAUUUUUCCAAUUUGGAAUUGACCUUUGGCUUCUGAUGUUUGCCCCCACCAUUCCCACUGAGGCAGAAAGGCCUUACACGGUUCCACGGGCCUAGAUCCCAGGGGGUUAUUUUUGUUCAUCGGAUUUUUGGUACCCGCAUCUAUCACUUUUUCGGUGUCAGUCCCAAUAUUUGCCAGUUCAGCCAACUCCAGACUUUGGGUCAGCACCCAGGAUGUUUAAAAACUCCCUGGAUGUGUGGGCCGCGUGCUGCUGGAAGCUGACCGUGGACGCAAGCAGGUGCUCCGUCCGGGACUCGGGAACGUGCAGUCUGUUUGUCUGUGACCCCGGGGUGGGCAGGGCCGUCCUCACUACCCCACCCCACUCUGACUGCUUCUCUCCAUUGAUAGAAAGUCUGUUUCCACAGGAGCUAGGGGAGCAGAAUCGGUGGGAGAAAAAUUAUAGGUAACUUCAGUGUUUCCUGCAAAGCCCCCUCCUCCCAAAACAAAAGCUGUGUUGCUAAAGGUGGCCUGAGGGCCCCGGCUCUGCCAUUUGCUCUUCCAACGUUGACGAUGUUCAUUAUUUAUACAUGUGUGUUUGGGGAGUUAAGAACUAACUAGUUUUUUAUCAAAAAUGGAAAUA
Molecule: messenger RNA, 3105 nt
Organism: Nyctereutes procyonoides (raccoon dog)
Lineage: Eukaryota; Metazoa; Chordata; Mammalia; Carnivora; Canidae
Gene: CUNH10orf90
Product: chromosome unknown C10orf90 homolog
Exons: 10
Coding region: 1-2235 (744 amino acids)
Biological process (GO): regulation of centriole replication
Cellular component (GO): centriole; cytosol; centrosome
Source: RefSeq, a predicted model, not a curated record